Cheilinus undulatus (humphead wrasse) is the source of this 3298-nucleotide messenger RNA. Its product is annotated as sialic acid-binding Ig-like lectin 10. The transcript has 9 exons. The coding region runs from base 144 to 2078 and encodes 644 amino acids. Lineage: Eukaryota; Metazoa; Chordata; Actinopteri; Labriformes; Labridae. The record is from RefSeq and is a predicted model, not a curated record.
GAAGAAGAGAACGAGAGGAAGAAUCAGUUUGAUGCAGAGACUCUCAGCAGAGAUCACUGUAGACUCAGAGGAGAAUAAGAAGAGAGUUUGUACUGCUGAGAAGAAAAGUUCUUCCUGUGGAGGGAGAGACUCAGUCUCUCAGGAUGUUUGCUCUCAUCUUGGCGACUGUGCUUUUCUCUGUGAGAGGCAUCAAUGCAAAUACAGGUGCAUUAGAGAGGCAAUGGACAUGCCAAACGACUGACUUCUGUAUCAAUCUGAGUAAAGAAACCGUGACAGCAGAGGCUGGACUCUGUGUUGUGAUACCGUGUUCUUUUAAUACCAGUUCUACCUUUACGGCCAAACAUAUUGUUUGGUAUAAAUGUGAACCAGCUACAACAAAAUGUGGUGUCUCAGACGUGAUAUUCAAUAAUACUGUGCCUGGAAUAAAAGUUAAGUCUGGGUUCAAAGGUAGAGUGUCACUGUUGGAGCCUGAUGUGACCAAGAAGGACUGCAGCAUCAUCAUCAACCACCUGACUGAGUCAGACUCUGGAUAUUAUCAGUUUAGAGCUGAGGGGACCAUGACUGGUGGAAAAAAAGAUGGAUGGAUGUUUACUAAAAAAACCGCCGUGUCUGUCAAAGCUCUGACCCAGAAGCCCUCAGUGAUGGUUCCUCCUCUGACAGAGGGACAGCAGUCCACACUGAUCUGCACCGCUCCUGGUCUCUGCUCUGGAUCUGCUCCUGAGAUCACCUGGAGGAUUGGACGAGGAGAGAAGAACUCCCACAUCACAGGAAACAUCACUGCUUUCACUGAGACUGUGACUGCUGUCACAAAGAGAUACAACUCAACUUUGAGUUUUACACCCUCUGCAGAGCAUCAUGGCACUGAUGUAACCUGUAAAGUCAUCUUCAAAAACAACAUCACAACAGAGAAGACAGAGACUCUGAGUGUGGCCUAUGUCAAGACCCUCGUCAUCACUGGAAAGAGAGCUGUUCAAGAGGGUGGUGACCUAAAUCUGACCUGCAGUGUUGACAGUUUCCCUCCAUCUGUUAUCACAUGGACCAAAGAGGGCUCAAAUAAAAUCCUGAAGCGUGGCACUGGAACUGCAAACCUCUCCAUCACCAGCAUGUCAGCAGAACAUUAUGGAAAAUACAUCUGCACAGCAUCACAUCAGAUCUCUAAUCUGACAGCAGAGACUGAAGUGAUUCUGGCUUUUUCACCAAGGAUCUUUAACAGCUCAACGUGUGUGCUUCAGUCAAAGAAGCUGACCUGUGUGUGCAUCAGUGAGGGGUUUCCUUUACCAACCAUCAGAUGGCCGCUGGUGAAGAACCACCCCAAGUACUGUCUCACAACUAGCCAGUCCAACAACACAGUCAACGUCAGCAUUACUGUGACUCUAGAAGAUCAGAACUACACCACUUUAGAGUGCAUCAGCAGCAAUGACAUUGAAAAUGUAAAAAAGAACCUGACAGUCAAUGUACACAAUGUGACCAAAGAUGUGCUAAAACCAGAGUAUCCACUCGAGACAGUUUUGAAAACUGUUAAAUGGCUACAAGUCAUCACUGGGUUUUUGAUUGGUGUCAUUCUUUCAGCAACCAUCUGCUGUUUGGUCCAAAAGUACUGCAGGAAAAAAGACAACAGGUCUGGAAAUGUGGAACAAGAGAAUCUGGAGAUGAUGACUACUCAACCCAUUUCAAUCCUAAACAAGAUGGAUGUUGGUCCAGCAAUGGGAAACCAUGAGACUCACAGCCAAGAUGAAGCAAACGGAGGAGCUCAAGCUGCUCAAGCUGCUUUGCAAUCAGCCUCUGGUGCUGAUGUUGAACCAAGAGAUGUGGAAUAUUCAGACCUUGACUUCUCUCUGAUGGCAAGGAGGAGCCCUGCAAGGGCAGGGCGUUUUCAAGAGUCAACAGAGACAGAGUAUGCCGAAAUUAAGAGAGACAAAACAGAGGAGAGUCAGGGUAAUGACAGCGCUGAGCAAGAUGAAAUGUUGGAGGGAAUUGAAGUAGAGGAGGGGAUGAUGGGAGAGGAGAAGGAUGAUUGCAGCCCACAAAAGGAGGAGGAGGAGGCGUUGUAUUCCAAUGUGAAGGAUUUAAUGGGGUAACAACGUAGCACAGAAAGUAAGGAAAUUUGGGUUUGUUAGAUUCUUUCUUUGUUCUAUCAAUGCUUCCUGGCAGUAAAUCUUAUACAGUUGUAAAGUUUGUUCAUUUCUCUUCUUGAUAAAUUGUAAAAUGGCCAAUAUAUCUUGUAUCUUCAGACUUCAAUCAUCCAACCUACUUGAUGAAACCAAACAGGAGUCAAUGGCAGAAUAAGCUGUUUGGCAAAUUUUACGUUUAUACUCAGCUCUGCUGCUCAUCCCACAAAUGCGUGUUCCUAACAAAUGUGGCACCAUUUAAAGGGAAAUAAACAGGCUUUCCAACAGUAUAAGAUUUAUUGCCAAGAAGCAUUGUUACAACAAAGAAAUAACCUACCAAACACAAAUUUCCUCUCUUUGGGCGCUAAGUUUAUGUCGACUGCAGAGACUAACUUUCAAAUAAAUUUUGAAGUUGAGGCAAAACAAUUUGAAAAAUAUGUGACGAAACGUACACACAAGCUUUUAGGCCACGAUUUUAUCAAACAUGAGUGCAAGUUUGUUGUUCAUUAAGUGCCAUUCAUGCAUGCCUGUUUUUUUGUUUUAUUUGAUAUUGACAAUUUUAUGCAUGUGCAAGAAUGUCUUUAUUUCUUUUUCAUUUUGCAUUUUCAUUUUUAAAGAUCUUCUUGAUGAAUAAAUGUAGCAAAUUUAAAUGCACUCAACCAGUGGUUUUCAAGUGGGACCUUAAAUUGGAUGACGAAUCUAAGUGACAAUGAGAAGUAAUAACUAAUUAUCUCCUUUUCUUGUGAUAUAAAGUGAUCUUCCAGAGAAAACACUGAAUUUCUUCAAACAAUUCCAUCUUUCAAAACUGUCUUGGGAAAAUGGAGUACAUAAGAUGCAUGUAUGUUCUUCUGUAAUGAUGUACUUUUUUAACAUUUGUCUCUUUGUUCGAGUAUGUUGUGUUCCAUUUUGAGUCCAAACUGCAAAAUAUUUCAUCAGUGGUUGGAUAUCUUAAAAGUUGGGGUUGUGGUUUCUCUUAAAGGGUAGUGGGUGAGUCCUGAUGGCAGACCAGUUGAGAACCACUGUACUAAACUCAGAUCCAGUUUGUUUGAGCUCAGUUUUAAGGCUUGCUUGUGAUAUUACACCAGCUUCCAGUGUUUUAUCUAUUGUCUUUUUAGGAUUGCUUUUAUAAUUUUCUUGUUAUUAAGCUGUUUUAAAGUUUUUGUGGGUUUUAAAAUAGAGCUAUAAAUAAA